This is a messenger RNA of Oncorhynchus gorbuscha (pink salmon), 4332 nucleotides long. Its product is annotated as adhesion G-protein coupled receptor G2-like. The record is from RefSeq and is a predicted model, not a curated record. The transcript has 23 exons. Gene Ontology annotation, biological process: cell surface receptor signaling pathway; adenylate cyclase-activating G protein-coupled receptor signaling pathway. Gene Ontology annotation, molecular function: G protein-coupled receptor activity. The coding region runs from base 151 to 3501 and encodes 1116 amino acids. Lineage: Eukaryota; Metazoa; Chordata; Actinopteri; Salmoniformes; Salmonidae. Gene Ontology annotation, cellular component: membrane.
AAAGACUAUUAUCCCAGGAGGUCAACCUUUUCACUUUACCUUCCAUUGAAUAUUAUAGACAUAUAAGAGACAAUUUAUUAAACUCUCAUUUGCUUGUGUUUUCUGGCAAAGGAGAGUGCUGUUUGGACUGGGGAAUGACACAGACUCGUGAUGGAUUCUGCCAGGAGACCCUGUUUAAUAUCUGUGUGUUUAUCAGUACUGGCAGCCACUUGUCUUCCAUGCUCUGGCUCCCCAGGCCCCAGCCUGUGGGGUAAGAAAGUGGUGUUCAUGGGCCGUCACUGUGUGUGGCAGCUGGAUAAGGGGUGCGUAGUGCCUCCCCUGGAAGAGCUCAGUGUGUGUGUGCACCUACACCGGGAGAUCGCAACAUCUGAGUGGACAGGCUUUGUGUACAAGGCGCCUGGCGAGAGACAGGUAGAGCUGGGUCUUGCAGGCCGAGGAGGGUUCCUGGUGGCAUGGCUGUUUGGGCAUCAGUGGUCCGUACCAGAGGAUCUGCCCCUGAAAUGCUGGCACAAUGUCUGCCUCACCUGGUCCAGCCACUCCGAGAGGCUCCGGCUCUACAUCAAUGGGAGCAGUUGCCUGGACGCCCAUGUUAACGCCACCCUGCCCCGGCGACUGGCCCACAAUGGCACCCUGACCUUGGGGGUGUCCCAUAACAUAGUGGGUGGGGUGAUGGAGUUUGAGAAUGGAAAGAACUUCCUGGGGGCCAUCAGCCUGUUCAGGAUGUGGGGGCAUGAGCGGACAGCUGAGGAGCUGAGGGCCCAGAGCUGUAUUAUAGGGAACGUGGUGAGAUGGGACAACAACGACUGGGAUUACCAGAUUUGCCUACCUGAAGAUGACACCAACAUCCAGUGUGGGGCUUUCCCCAAUGUGACAGCCUCUCCUCCCACUGUCACCAACACCAGUCCUGGUUCACCAACCAGCACUAAUACAUCAGACCCUGUAACCCCUACAGAGACACAGCAACCACCCCUUGGAUUGCCUGUAAGUCCCACUGGCCUGUCUACAACCAAAGAACCUUCAGACCUCAACUCAACAGGAACAGGCAUUGCAUCCACCUUCUACAGAGUUCAAAUGAAGCUGAACAUGACAAUGACUGUAACUGGCAGCGACCCAGGGGAGACCAUUCAGACGUGGGUUCAGAGAAAGCUUGGGGAAGUCAGGAUGAACGCAUUACAUUUCCAAAUAUUUAAAUCGACUUAUAAGGACAAUGAUAAAAAAGAGACUCAAAGGUUGGAGAUGGCUGCUGAGCUGAGAAAUCAGAAAAGGUUUAGAUGUACCUUCCAUGUUCAGGAUGCUGAUGCACGGAACGUCAUGACCACUCAGAGACUCAUCAAUGACCUUCUGUCCAGGAUCCAUUUUGGUGGAGAGAUCCAGGUAGACAGCAGAGACGUUCACGUCUCACAUAUAGAUCCAGGGAGCUGUCCUGAGGACACCCAUGAGAGUAUCAGGGGUGUGUAUAUAUGGCCAAUCAAAGAUGCCCAGAAGACAGAAACUAUGAUCUGUGAGAAGAACAGUGGUGCCAGGGCUUCCAGGAAAUGUGAGUUGGAUGGAGUGACUGAGAAGGCCAAAUGGGCUGAUCCAAACCUGAAGGCAUGCAAGCCAAUGAUCACCAUCUCUGAUCUGGACAAUGUCACCGUCACAGCAAACAACUCAGCAGAUGUGGUGGACAUGAUUGAGGACCUGCUGGGUGUCGAGGGGGACCUGAGUGACUCCCAGCUGGCCACCGUGGUCCAGAAGCUGGAUGAGGUUCUGGGGGUCAGCACAGUGACCCCUGCCCUUGGCGAGGACAUUGUCAGCAUAAUCGCUGACAUCCUGGGGUCCAGUUCUAACCUAUCAUUGGUCGCCAACGACAUACUGGGUAUCACAGGCAGCGUUGGGGACCAGAUGGAUUUUCCUGAGGAGUCACAGAAUGUGACCGUCCCCUCCCUGGCUCUCUCCAUGAUCAACGUAGAUCCAGAGCAGUUCCAGGGCCUCACGUUUGGCGUGUCCUCCUUUUCAACUGGCCUUGCUCCAGAGAUCUUUGUCAACCAGACAUUCCUGACUCAGCCUUGCGACGGCACAGUGGCGUCCAUCUCUCUGCCCCGUGCCCUUCAGAACUUCUUCCCCGAGGGAAACAAAAAAAAGCGAGUUCAGUUCCACUUCUAUGGCACACAGGAGCUCUUCAAGGUGAUGACGUAUGAGGAUCCAGAGAUCAACUGGACGCUGAAUAGUUACGUGGUGUCUGCCAGUGUCAAUAACAGCAAUGUCAGCAACCUCGGGAAUCCCGUGGUGGUGACACUUACUCACCUCAAGCCCAAAGAGAAAAACGACAAGGUGGAGUGUGUGUAUUGGGAGUUCCAGAAGAACAAUGGGAGUGGUGGGUGGGACAGCAACGGCUGUGAGACACUACCAAGCAUCUCCGCUUAUCAGACCACCUGCCACUGUUACCACCUGACCCAUUUUGGCGUGCUCCUGGAUGUGUCCAGGACUCCUAUCAGUGAGGCUGACCAGGAGACACUGAUGGUCAUCUCCUACUUGGGCUGUGGUGUGUCCUCCAUCUUCCUGGGCAUCAGCCUGCUCACCUACAUGGUCUUUGAGAAGCUGCGUCGAGACUAUCCGUCUAAGAUACUCAUCAACCUCUCUGUGGCUCUGCUGGGCCUCAACCUGGUUUUCCUGAUGGACUCUUGGCUGUCCUCCUUCGGCUUCUACAGCCUCUGUAUCACCACGGCAGCCAUGCUGCACUACUUCCUGUUAGCCUCAUUUACCUGGAUGGGCCUGGAGGCUGUCCACAUGUACUUCUCUCUGGUCAAGGUCUUCAACGUUUACAUCCCCUCCUACAUCCUCAAGUUCUGCACCCUCGGCUGGGGCAUUCCUCUGGUGGUUGUCAGCCUGGUCCUGGUCAUAGAGAAGGAUGCCUAUGGCAAUGUUCUAUCUGGGGACUCCCUUGACUCUUUACAGGGCUCAGAGCCAUUCUGUUGGAUUCAGAGUAAGGUUUUCUUCUACAUCACCAUCGUGGCAUUCGUGCUACUGGUCCUGGUCUUUAACAUGGUCGUGUUCAUCAUGGUUCUGAUCCAGAUCCGACACAUGCAGACCAAUAAUCCUGCAGCUACAGUAAACAAGCGCAGUGUCAUGCAUGAUCUGAGGGCGGUGGCCAGUCUCACCUUCCUAUUGGGUCUCACCUGGCCAAUAGCCUUUUUUACCUGGGGACCGGCCAGGGUACCUAUGCUCCACCUCUUCUCAGUCCUCAACAGUCUGCAAGGGUUCUUUAUCUUUGUGUUCCACUGCCUGAUGAAAGAGAAUGUGAGGAAGCAGUGGAGGAUCCAUCUGUGCUGUGGCCGAUUGAGGCUCAAUGACUACUCAGAUUGGAGCCGCUCCAUGACGAUGGGCGGCAGGACCAAGCAAAACCAUCUGGUGCACCGCUUUCCGUCUGUCAAGUCUGUCAACACCUCCUCUCGGAAGAUCUCUGAUGACUCCACUACAGCUAGCGGUAGCUCUUCCCCACCCUACCACCAGUGGGCCUAGUCUACUGUAGCUCCACCAGGGGGCCUAGUCUACUGUAGCUCCACCAGGGGGCAUAGUCUACUGUAGCUCCACCAGGGGGCAUAGUCUACUGUCGCUCCACCAGUGGGCCUAGUCUAGUUCCACAAAGGGUAUUAACUUGGCUCCACCAGGGGGCCUAGCCGGGCUCACAACAUAGUGCCAUAAUACCACUCACCUGGAACAAUGAGAAACACUUGAGCUCAUGACACCAUAGCAGACACCUAAGUUCAGUCCAUUCUGAAUUACACUGUGAAAAGUCCAGAUACUCGACUGAUUCUAUCUAAAUGACCAGUAUCCUUCCCACGAACUGCUGUAUGUCUCUCUGCAGUGCAGUCUCUCUGCAGUGCAGUCUCUGCAGUCUCUCUGCAGUGCAGUCUCAUCAUCCUCGGGAGAUAUUCAUUCAUACUCUAUGUGCAAGUAUUAGCCUGUUCUGUGCUUUAAAGGACAUAAGCUCUAUUAUUAUAGGACAGGGAGGCAAGUAGCCUAGUGGUUAAGCAUUUUGGUUCCAGUAACCGAAAGGUUGCUGGUUCGAAUCCCCAAGCCAACCAGGUGGAAAAUCUGUUUUCUGUACCUUUGAGCAAGGCACGUGACCCUAAUUGCUACUGUAAGUCACUCUGGACAAGAGCAUUUGCUGAAUGACAAAAAGAAAGUUGACUUCAUGUCAGACUACUGUUGUAGAGUAUGAUCAAUAUUUUGAUACUUUAUGCAUUCUCUUUGUUAAAUGACAUUUCUCUUUCUCAAAAUCUGUUUCUGUUCUUCUUUUCAUGAUGUUAAAUAAAUAAAACAUACACAUAGUGAAGUUUAAAGAGUCAA